Molecule: messenger RNA, 1664 nt
Organism: Drosophila montana
Lineage: Eukaryota; Metazoa; Arthropoda; Insecta; Diptera; Drosophilidae
Product: fructose-bisphosphate aldolase
Exons: 4
Coding region: 186-1277 (363 amino acids)
Biological process (GO): fructose 1,6-bisphosphate metabolic process; glycolytic process
Cellular component (GO): cytosol
Molecular function (GO): fructose-bisphosphate aldolase activity
Source: RefSeq, a predicted model, not a curated record
UUCGCUUUGGAAUUUCUCGCCGCCGCAGCCGCAAGCCGAAAAUAAAAGCGUCGCCAACUCAACUCCAGUGCAGCAGCAGCAGCAGAGCCAGCCGGUAGCCAGCAGCAGAGAGCGGAGCAAAAUAAGAAAACACCCACACAGUUUCAUUUUCCAGAUCGAACUAUAACUAUACGCGAAUCUCAAAGAUGACCACCUACUUCAACUAUCCCAGCAAGGAGCUGCAGGAGGAGCUCAGAACCAUCGCCCAGGCGAUCGUUGCUCCUGGCAAGGGAAUUCUCGCCGCCGAUGAGUCUGUCUCGACCAUGGGCAAGCGCCUGAAGGAUAUUGGCGUGGAGAACACCGAUGAGAACCGUCGCGCCUACCGCCAGCUCCUGUUCACCUCUGACGAUAAGCUAGCCGAGAACAUUUCCGGCGUCAUCCUGUUCGACGAGACUGUGUACCAGAAGGCCGAUGAUGGCACCACCUUCAUCCAGUGCUUGAGGAAGAAGGGCAUCAUUCCCGGCAUCAAGGUCGACACUGGUGUCGUGCCACUGAUGGGCUCCGAGGAUGAGUCGACCACCCAGGGUCUGGAUGAUCUGGCCAAGCGUUGCGCCAAGUACAAGAAGGAGGGCUGCGAUUUCGCCAAGUGGCGUUGCGUCCUGAAGAUUGGCAAGAACACCCCUUCAUACCAGGCCAUCCUGGAGAAUGCCAAUGUGCUGGCCCGCUAUGCCUCCAUCUGCCAGUCGGAGCGCAUUGUCCCGAUUGUGGAGCCAGAGGUGCUGCCCGAUGGUGAGCACGAUCUGGAUCGCGCUCAGAAGGUCACCGAAACCGUUCUGGCCGCCGUCUACAAGGCACUGAACGAUCAUCACGUCUACCUGGAGGGCACGCUCCUCAAGCCCAACAUGGUCACCGCUGGCCAGGGAGCCAAGAAGAACACACCCCAGGAGAUUGCUCUGGCAACCGUUACGGCCCUGCGCCGCACUGUGCCCUCUGCUGUUCCCGGCGUCACCUUCCUGUCGGGUGGACAGUCCGAGGAGGAGGCCACCGUUAACUUGAGCGCCAUCAACAAUGUUCCACUGACCCGCCCCUGGGCUCUGACCUUCUCGUACGGUCGCGCCCUGCAGGCCUCCGUGCUGCGCGCCUGGGGUGGCAAGAAGGAGAACGUCGCCGCUGGACAGGGUGAGCUCAUCAAACGCGCCAGGGGCAAUGGACUAGCAUCUAAGGGUUGUUAUGAUGCUGGCUCCGUUAAAGGCGCCGCUGGAGAUGCAGGUCUACAUGUCGCGGAUCAUAAAUACUGAAAAUACUCAAGAAAUCACAUUCAACAAAACCCGAGAAACCAUUUUAAGUAGGGAAGCUUAUAUUGGCCCUAUAUCUGGCGAUCUGAACGAUCUUCAAGUUGUUUUGAAAUUUUAGGCGAGCAUUAUGCUGGGUGUAACAUAUUGAGACGUAAUACGUAAUCAAGCCAAUAUAUGGGAAUUUCACAUACGCGUCUUAAAUGAAAUUAUCUACAUAUAUCUAGAUAUCUUUUGGUACACAUCUUAUUUUGUCAACCCUGUAAUACACAUACAUGGAAUUUCAGUGUUGAACACAUUUUAGAGACGCAGGAAAACAUAGAUUGCGAAAUCUUUCCAAAAUUUUCAAUGAAAGCCAUCAUAUAUUUUAUAAAGUGUUUUUAAUUUUUCUAA